AUGGCUUCGGAGGAAUGGCGAAUGUGCGCCGACUGGUUGGUAAAAUGUACGAUUUUACCUGCCGACCACCGGGCUCUCAAGCCAAAUGCCCAGAUAUUCGACUUAGCACAAGCUCUACGAGAUGGGGUGCUACUUUGUCAUUUGCUGAACAACCUGAGUCCUGGAUCUGUGGAUGUGAAAGACUUCAGUGCCCGGCCACAAAUGUCACAGUUCUUGUGUUUGAAAAAUAUCCGGAGUUUUUUACAGACGUGUAAGAAUGUGUUCGGGCUGCGAGACUGUGACUUGUUCGAUCCUUAUGAUCUGUUUGAUGUCAAAGACUUCAAAUUGGUGCUACACACAUUGUCCAAAAUUUCCAAGUCGGAGAAAGCGCAAAGAAGAGUGCCUGGGGGCUUUCCGCCUGACUCUAUGCCCUCCUAUCACUACCAAGAUAAUGAGGACAUCUACGGCAAUCUGUCCACACUGGCUGCUGAGAAUGACAUGCCUGACAUGGAGGAUAUAUAUGACACUGUCUAUAAUGGGGAUGAAGAUGAAAUUUAUGAAGAUCUUUGCAUGAGAAGAAAGCCUCCUCUGGAAGCAAAGACUCUUACCAAGAAGGAAAUGUGUAUCAAAGAGUUGGUUGACACAGAAAAGAAUUACGUCUCUGCACUGGAGAUGAUUGUGACACAUUUUAUCAAGGCCUUGCGAAACGUGAUGAGAGAUGCAGAUCGGGAUAUCAUUUUUGCCUAUAUUGAGGAGUUGUACAGUGUCCAUUCAGGAUUCCACAGUGAAUUGUGUAGGACAUGUCACAACAUGACAGAGCUCAGUGAGGUGUUUAUAACCUGGAAACAGAGCUUUCUGAUCUAUGGCGACUUUUGCUCUAAUCUUCCCAAAGCUCAAGAACACAUCGAGGAAAUCUGCAAGCGGAAUGAGAUUGUCAAAGUUCAUAUUGAGGAUUGUCAGAGAAGAGCAAAUGAUGGUAAAUUCAAGUUACGUGAUUUGCUUCAUUUACCCAUGCAGCGAGUAUUAAAGUACCAUCUCCUUCUGAAGGAGUUGAUCAAACAGACGGAUAAGAAUAGUGAUGAGAAGAAGAGUUUAGAACGGGCCCUGGAAGCUAUGCAGGACCUGUCAUUCUAUGUUAACGAAGUUAAGAGGGACAAUGAAACUUUACAGCUCAUUCGUGAAAUCCAAAACAGUAUUGUUGACCUGCAGAUGCCACCUAACACUUUUCUGAAGGACUAUGGGAGGUUACAGAAGGAUGGAGAAUUAAGAGUGCGCUCGCACCCGGACAACAGGCUCAAGUCUAGGUACAUUUUCCUGUUUGACAAGGUGAUGCUAAUGUGUAAAUCCAGGGGUGAGACUUACAGCUACAAAGAUGCCCUGGUGCUGGGAGAAUACAUGGUGGAGGAGUCAGCCCCCACUAGGGAUCAACCUCCAAGAAGAAAUGAUAAAUAUGUUUACUCCUUCAUGAUUGUGAAGAAAAACCGACAAAUGGCAUACACAUUUUUUGCCAAGACGGACGAAGUGCGGAAAAAAUGGAUAGAGGCCAUCAAUCUAGCCUUAAAUAAUGGUCAACCUGUGGACUCGAAAAAGGUGGGAAUGGAGUUCACUAUGCAUACAUUCAGCCGACCAAAAGAGUGUGAUGUGUGCGGCAAACUUCUGAGGGGUGUCUUCUAUCAGGGUUAUUACUGUCAAGAACGUGACCUGGCCGUGCACAAGGAAUGCAUCAGUAAAGCCAAACCAGGAUUUGGUCCACCAGUACCCCCGAGGCCACUAGAAGUCUCCACAGUGAAUGUCCCUCGGAACACAGAGCCCUAUAUGUUCAAGGCUCGCGCAAAGCAGAAUUAUAUUGGAGUUCCCAAGCCUCCUGGUGGUAGGACACCACUGGAGUUCAACCAAUCAGACGUAAUCGAAGUUUUGUCAAAAGAAUCAGAAGAAUGGUGGGAGGGCCGUCUGAAAGGAGAGCAAGGAGCGUUCCCAGCUAACUUUGUCACAGAAAUCAAGACACCAAAGAGAAAGCCCUCGUAUAUUAAUCCUACAGGGCCGCCUUUUAAACCGAGCCCACCAAACUCUGAAAUCAGCCCCAAACCAGUGCUAGUUAGCCAGCCGCCUGCAUGCCAUCCAACACGAUCGUACGCCAACAUUCAUGAUCUUACCUCUUUUCCAUGGUUUGUUGGUGAGAUGAGUCGAGAGACUGCAGCGCACAAGCUAUCCAAUCACAGAAGUGGAACAUUCCUAAUCCGAGAAAGCGACAAUGAAGCUCGGAAGGGGGAGUUUUCAUUGAGUAUAAAAUACUGUGAUAAUGUAAAGCACAUUAAAGUGGAGAGAACUCCAGAAAACACGUACUACAUCGCAGAUGUCAAGUACUUCCACAGUUUAAGGGAGCUAGUGGAGUAUUACCAGCAGUACACACUAAGUGAAAACUUUCCUGAUUUAGAGACAACCCUGAAGACACCGAUCAAGAACAGCACGGCCGUGGUGAACUGUAUAGGGUACGCCGUAGCAGCGUUUGACUACGCUGCCACAGCAACCAAUCAGCUGACGUUACACCGAGGAGAUCGCGUGAAGAUCAUCAGCAAGGCAGGCGGUGACAAGGGCUGGUGGAAGGGAGAGAAAGAUCAGAAAAUUGGUUACUUCCCAUUGGCAUAUGUCACAGAAGAGUCUGACUGAUUGGUCCAGAUAAGAAACCAGUCAGUACCUUGAUGCUGGGUCACAUGAUUUACAUUUUACAAACAACCUUUAUGUGAUAUAGUAAUUCAGUAGAAGAAGUUGAUAACACACCAAGACAUGCCAAAACCUUUACAGAGAUUCCUGACUGGCUACAAAUUGUACAGUUGGAGAAAAACUUUCUGGGCAUGUCCUGAACUGUGUACUGCCGGAACAGCUGAUCCAAAAGCUCGAAUCCUGUCUCGUCAGAACAUUGCUGAACAACUUGAACACAUCAUCCUUAAAGAAUAAAAUUUACAUCAACAAAUUCAGGAGUGGUAUACAAAGAGAGACUGAUAAAAGCAUCACCAGUUAUAUAUUUGAUGGUAAAACAUGCUUUUCAUUGUAGACCGUAGACAGCAGACAGCAGCUUAAAGGACAGCUGCUCAGUGAAGGAUUUGAAGCUUCAUAGUCAGACUGAGGGAUAUGGUGUAGGGAAGUACUUUCAGUACACACUUACCUGUAGUCAAAUUUAGGAGCGCAUUCAGGCUCUAAAAACGACAAAAUCGUACUCAUGUUAGACAAAAUCUGUCAUAAUUGACCAAGUGGAGUUUAGUUAUCGGCUUAGUUUGUUGUCAUCUCUAUUAUGCAGUGUUUGUUGCCAUGUCAGUCAGUAUAUAUGUCAGUACUCUAGGUUAUAUUUUCUUCAGUCCAUAUCUGUCAGUACUCUAGGCUAUAUUUUCUUCAGUCCAUAUCUGCCAGUACUCUAGGCUGUAUUUUCUUCAGUCCAUAUCUGUCAGUACUCUUGGCUGUAUUUUCUUCAGUCCAUAUCUGUUAGUGCUCUAGGCUGUAUUUUCUUCAGUCCAUAUCUGUCAGUACUCUAGGCUGUAUUUUCAGUCCACAUGUCAGUACUCUAGGCUGUAUUUUCUUGAGCCCAUAUCAGUCAGUACUCUUGGCUGUAUUUUCUUCAGUCCAUAUCUGUCAGUGCUCUAGGCUGUAUUUUCUUCAGUCCAUAUCUGUCAGUACUCUUGGCUGUAUUUUCUUCAGUCCAUAUGUCAGUUCUCUAGGCUGUAUUUUCUUCAGUCCAUAUCUGUCAGUACUGUUGGCUGUAUUUUCUACAACCCACAUCUGUCAAUACUCUUGGCUGUAUUUUCUUCAGUCCAUAUCUGUCAUUACUCUAGCUGUAUUUUCUUCAGUCCAUAUUUGUCAGUACUCUUGGCUGUAUUUUCUUCAGUCCAUAUCUGUCAUUACUCUAGCUGUAUUUUCUUCAGUCCAUAUUUGUCAGUACUCUUGGCUGUAUUUUCUUCAGUCCACAUCUGUCAGUUCUCUAGGCUGUCUUGUCUUGAGUCCAUAUCUGUCAGUACUCUAGGCUGUAUUUUCUUCAGUACAUAUCUGUCAGUACUCUAGGCUGUACAUGUAUUUUUCUUGAGUCUUUGUCAUUCCUUCAGGCUGUAUUUUUUCCAAAUACAUAUCUGUCAGUGCUCUAGACUAUGCUUUCUUGAGUCUGUAUUUUUCAACACUGCAGGAUGUAAGUGUCUGCACAGCCUCCUUUCUGUUCAGAUUUGUUAUGUUUUGACUCUCUGAGGCUCUGUUUCUAUGUUUCUGUUUCUAUGACUGAAUGCUUAAUGAAGGAAAAAUCAAACAGAAAACUACUUACAUGUAGCUGCUCAUUGUAAACCUGAUCAAACAUCUGAGGACAAGAAAACUGUCAUGCUAUGGACAGUCAGACUACUGACUACAAAGUGCCCAAAAUGGACAGUACAAGUAGCUGAAGUCUGCAAACAACAACUACUUCUGUCAUGGUUACAGUGAACUCUUACUGACUGAAAGGUGUCCAAAAUGGACAGUACAUGUGGCUGAAGCCUACCAGCUGCUUAUGUCAUUGUUACAUUGAACAACAUCUGACUGUUGAGUGUCAAGACCCAGCUAUGUGCAAAAUACGUGCAAGCAAAGUGAAUGUGUGGAACCAAGUAGAAGUAUGCAAUGGCGAGCCGGAUUGUUUGUUAUGCAAAGCUGCAUGAAGGUUUGUUUUAUGCAGUGUCCCUGAGCAUCAAGUGCUUGCCAUUGUAUGUGAUAACACAAGGUCUCCUGCUGUCGUGAAGGUUUGCCCAUUGAUACCAUGCAUUAGUUGUACAUGUAAAUAACAAGUUGCGAAGUCAUGAGGCCCUGGAACUUUUAUAUCUUUUGCAUCGAAGUAUGUGUAUGAAAGACACUGAAACAUUUUUUUAAGAAAGAAUAUGCGCAUUUACAUGUGACCUGUCAUUCUCAAAAAACAACUUUGUGGCUAGUGUUUAAGUAUAAUUGGGAGUCAGAUUUUGUGGGGGGUUUUGACAUAAUGGUAAAAAAAGACGAUACAGAAGUAUGUCCGAGAUAUAAUGUGUUAGCAAUCUGCGGAAGGUCGUGGAUUUCCCGUGGGCUCUGUCUGGUAUUCUCCCACCAUAAUGCCGCCGUCGUGUAAAGUGAAAUAUUCUUGAGUACAACGUAAAACCCCAAUCAAAUAAAUAAACAAAUAUAAUGUGUUAAGUGACCUUGUGUAGGCUUCCACGUCUUAGCCAAUGAUGUGAUUACAAACGCCAAAUUUUCGGCAGGAGGAAAAUUUAUAGUCAGAAACCAGAACGCAAGUUGGCAAGAAUUUACAGAAAACAUUGCAAGUCCGUGUGUCAUGGAGAGAACUUUCUGAGAUUCUGAUACUGAAAGCGAAAGUAAUUUACAGAGUGUGAAGCAGGAAAGUACUAGAUAUCUUAUUCUGCCGUGUCAGCAGUUUACUCUGUACUGUACAAGAUUAAUACAGCGGAGAUGUGUGGAAUACUCCAGAAAAAAACUGUAUUGACGAGGAUGCUUUGAGGACAUGCUGUAUGUUGUUAGUGUUACUGGAGAAUCCUUAGCGUACCUACGUCCUCAUAAACUCCAAAUGGUUGUGUCGAUGACAAUGCUACAGAAAUGGAUUUUUGAUAAAAUAUUAUAAAUAUAUACAUGUAUGUACGCAAUAUUUUAGAUCGAUGUGGUCCAUGUUUCUGGCGCAGAUUCAGGCUGUAGUAUAUAUGUACUCUUUUAAGUGUACCUGGCCAGUCAUGCGCAUAGGGGUUUCAUUCUAUGUGACAUUUGUAUUGCUCAGGCAGAGGAGGAUAGUAUAACCCAUUUCCCAUCUGUGACUUCCCACGUAGAAUUUACACCACGUUCUCCCACGUAGAAUUUACACACCGGGGUUUCCCUGUAGAAUCUACACCCUGGGUUUCUGCAUAUGUACAUACCGUUUGCCUAAUGUGUGUUGUCUAUCCUUGGCCAAAUUAUUAACUGUCAUUAAUAUUAUUAUUAUUGUUUUUUGAUACACAUAUGUUUGAAAACCUGGAGUAUUUCUAUCGGUACGUUUAUUCACGGAAAAAGUUCUGUAUACUUUCAGUUACUCUGGGAGCUUUUAUUAGCUUGUGUUACUGUGUAUUUUACUAGACACAAUCAUUGUGGCCUGCUGACGACAAAACGCGCGUCACAAUUCAGGAUAUGUUUUGCUGUAGUGUAAACUGACUGGUUUUCAUUCCGUAUUUAAGAUGCUUUGUUUAGACUUUUAUGUUGGCUCCUGUCAUUUGACCCUAAAUAUUUCCACUUUAAUACCGUGCUAAACGUUUGUAUAUUUGUACAUAUAACAACGGAAAAUGCCUCAUGCUUUCGUCUAUGUAUACACUUUUUUACCUAUCAGUUUUCUUGGGGGUACUUCUUCUAGCAGCUGUUGAUUUUCGUUUCUGUAAUUAUUUUAACUUUUUUGAAGUUUAUAUUUCGAAUGUCUGUUUCUGUUUUUUUUUAUGUUUCUUUUUUUAAAAUCUUUACCGAAGUGCCAUUGAGAAUUGAGUGAAAUCUGCUUUGUAGUAUUUUGUGUACCGCUCUUGUGUGGUGGGGCGAAUAUUUCACAAGAUUGGUCUGAUUUAGUUGUGUACAAAACUUUAUCUGUUAUUUGCAAUUUGCACUAGCCUUAUCUGUUUAGCUUCACUCUUAGAUUGGUUUCAUUGUUCCUUUCCUUCACUAGUUGAUACUGCGUUGACUGCUUUGCUUAUGCUCCAAAUCACCUGACUUCUUCGCCUGACUGGCCCUACAAUUUUCACUGAGUCUAAUGCACAUAUUCAGUGUAUCUGUUUGGUCUUUGUUAGCUACUGUUGCUCAACAUCCUCCAGUUUCAACCCAAUUGAUCUUUCGUAAUCCCGCGCUGUUGCUCACAGCCAAACGUCCAGCCAAUCACCAUUUGUAGCUCUUUGCUGGUGACAUAAUGCAAAAUGGACUUUAUUAUUUCUAAAGGCUAUCCAGGAUUUAUUGAUUUUGGUGAAACUUGGGCAUGCCUCCUUGCCUCAAUGUCAAUAUAUUCUGUCCGAAAAUCUGGUGAGAACAUUUUAUUGUUGGCCGCUAAAUCCUCUCUAGCUUUUCGUUGAACUCGUGUAUCACGAGAAUAUUCGGGAUCGAGCGAGACAUGUUUGUCUGUUUGCUUGCAAUUGAUUUUAUUCACACCGUUGCUUAUUUUGUUUCCUUGUCUCUGUCUUGUCUUGUCUGCGAAUGUGUCUCUGGUCCUGUCCUAUCUUUCGUACUUUUAUGUAAUGGUCCACAGCCGUCUGGCCCACCUAGUUUCCCCCUUUUGCGCAUACGUGGUGGUUCCUUCAUUGCCAAUUUGUUCCGAAGAAUUCCAUUAGUAUAGAGAGUAGAUGUGUUUAUGUCGCAGCGCUAGUGAAACGCCCUACAGUGGGUAUCGUCAUAUAUUUUUGUUGUAGUACAUGUUACUUGUAAGGGGCUUGUGUCCGCCGUUGUUGUUGAACUACAUGUGGACACAUUAAUCAUGGACAAUACUAGUAUUGUGGGCAGGAGUGAUAAAGGAGAGGUAGAUCAGUGGUCAUGUGUACAUUUUGGAAACAAAUGUUUCUCCUGUUGUUUAAUCCAAAUUCUCAAGACUAUAAUUCUGUAUGACACUUCAUUUUAACACGAGUAAACUCGCGAAAUAAAGAAUUUUUUUAACCAUAAUAAUUUUUACGUAUAGCUUGCAUGGUUCGAGCUGGAUUGUGUGAUGGUUGGAUAUUUUGGCGGCAUCGAAUCUACAAUGUUCGCUAGCAGUCGAAAUAUACAUACACACACGUGUAAAGGGUACCGAAUAACCAGGCUCCCGCCAUGUGAAAUUUUUGUAUGAUCUGUUGACGUGUUUUAUCCAAGACUGACAUUUGUAUGUGAUGGUGGCUGGAAUAUGCCUUUCUUUACCAGGGUUGUAUGACGGGAAGGAUUAUUUAUACACGUUAACAACGCAAAACAUUUUGUUGACACAUGAAGGUUCACAUAUGGCAAGACACCUUCAUAUAUAACGGGCUGCUUAAGCAUGAUAUCAUGAUAAUGGGCAUCCGAUUGACGUUUAGCUGGGUUCGCACAGUUAUAGUAAAAAUUCAGGGUGAGUUGCUGCUAAACAGAUUUCCUCCAAAAUAAGGGAACGAAACAGGUACAUACCAAGUUUUAAUGUUUAAAAUUUUGAAAUAAAUCCAAGAUUGUCUCUUGAUCCCUGGGCGUGGUAACGACUUAUCGUAUUGAAAUAGGUCACGCUUUUUUCUCUGCGAUAUGUAGCUUACUGCUAAGACCGCCUGGCUAAUUCACACGUGUAGCCUACCAACACAUUGGUGAGUUCCAGAUUCUAACUGCGAAGGAUUCCGGCUGCGCGGUAUAGGUACUGUUCAUGAGAUCGCACUGGGGUCAACUUAUGCACUCCGAACCAUCGCCAAGUGUGGCCUCACCUUGAAUACUAUCGCCAAGUGUGGCCUCACCUUGAAUACAGCAGCACCAUCGGGAGUGACUGUGCAAAAGUGUGUUACAGUUUAAGUUAGAUUGGAAAUUUUAGGAAUACCAGUGGCUAUGUGCAAGGCCAGCUGAUAUGGUCCAGUGAAGUUGCCACCAAGGUGCCCUAUCUAAAACUCCAUACAGUUUUCAUUUUCGUGAUUUUCAAAUAUGCUAUAAGUCUUUUUGUACCGAGUGUAUUUGUUUGAUCGAUAUACAUAAAACUUCCAGGGAAAGGCCGUGUUGAAGUGUUGAUUCCUGCACAGAUCCGAGUAUAAGUGCAAGCAAGCAUUUAAAGGAUUCCCUGAUAUACUGUGACCUCGCCUUAAGACCUUGAAAUUUCACACUGUCACCAUGGUGAUAAUGCCCGAGCUAGGAAAACCGGCCACGGCUUGUGAUAGUCGCCGUAGAGAACCCAGCACCUUAUGCGUCUGCGCAAAAAUGUCCUGCUUUAACAUGUCCGUUCUUGUGGUUUGUAACAACAACAGGAUGGUAAUGUUUGCCGGUUGUCUUAAAUUUAAGGCCGAACGACAAGUGUGCCGCAGUUACCAUUAACCCGUGUCAUAAUCCGGUCUCCUUUGUCAUCCUUACUCUACGGUUCAUGUAAUACACACUCAUAAUCCAUUUGACAUGACCAAUGCAAUAAAGUAUUUUUAGACCAUGCA
Molecule: messenger RNA, 9074 nt
Organism: Liolophura sinensis
Lineage: Eukaryota; Metazoa; Mollusca; Polyplacophora; Chitonida; Chitonidae
Product: protein vav-like
Exons: 28
Coding region: 1-2646 (881 amino acids)
Biological process (GO): intracellular signal transduction; cell migration; regulation of GTPase activity
Cellular component (GO): cytoplasm
Molecular function (GO): protein binding; guanyl-nucleotide exchange factor activity
Source: RefSeq, a predicted model, not a curated record